AUGCGCGGAUACGCUGCGACAAGCGGAAGCCUGUCUGUUAUCGCUGUCGAAGCAACAGCCGCAAAUGGCCGCCCGGCAAACAACAUUGCUACAGACACAAGACUCCUGAUUCCUCGCCGGAAUCCACGUGAGCUAGCCGUUGAUCAAUUCAUCUCUAUCAUUGCCCCCACCUUCGCUGGGCCCUUCGAUACAGAGUUCUGGUCCCGUGAGAUCCCAAGAUUCUGCCUGCAGGAUGACGCUGUCUUCCAUGCCGUCAUGGCUUUGAGCGCUCUCUGUCGUGAUUACAAGUUUGACCGCGAUCAUCCGGUAGAAACUAAUGUAUUUGCUCUUCAGCAGGCCAACCUGGCGAUCCAGCAGCUCACCCAGCCUCACUCAAACCACACGGAGAGUCAAUGGCGUAUUCUCACCACAUGCAUCCUGUUCAUCUGCAUCAGUCUAGUUGAUAGACGGUUUGAACAGGCACGUAUGCACUUUAAACAUGGGUUCAAGAUUUAUCAACAGCUUGAGGAAGCGGGACAAAAAAGGGCAAAACCCUAUCCUGGAAAACGUGAUCUCGUCCUACGAUCCUGCCCCGUAACCCUUUCGUCGGUCCAGGCUGUAUUGGCGGGCUUCCAAGUACGUGAUCGCUCACUACUCGAGAUUGGUGACGCGGCCGGCGGAACAGCACCCAAACCGCCCGGCAAUACCAAAUCUAGCCUCAGUCUCUCCUACAGCGGCCCCAACCAAGAUUCAAUCCCGGAGGAAGGUCUGGCCAUUGAGAGCAUAAGGCUAGCCAUGUGUGCAAGCGAGUCACUGAUGUUCGAGCUCGUUCUCUUCACAUAUAAACAUGCCGAGGACUUGAAGAACCUGUUUUUAAGUCGGCGAGUACAACUUCCUUCAAUCACGCGGAAGCAAAGGCCCUACACAAACUGCUAUUCAGAGAUCCAACAUACCAUGGCAGCGUUUGAGCAGUGGGCUUCCUUGUCUUCGGAUGAGGCAAACUGGGGACCAGUAGUCCGACACCAGAUUCGCAAAGGCCUGAAGUAUAUCCAGCUCUACCAGCUGGCCAGCUCCCUUCUCCUCAAUACGGACCCAGAUACCCCGAACCCUGUUUCGCGGUUCAGGAAGCUACCGGAGCUAUGCAGCACGAUAGUAGAUCUGAUGGAAGAGGUGCUUGACAUGGAAGCACAUGGUUAUGGCCGUGGAAAUGGAGAGUAUAUCCUACCAAGGCUUGGCCUAACAAACCCUAUACGAACUCUUGUCCAGUUUGGCUUUGGGUAUGACACGCGAAGACGGGCCAUAUCGCUUCUCCGUCGACCGAGACUAGAGGGGUUUUGGGAUACGCUCAUGUCGGCCAGUAUCCUCGAGGCUAUACUUGAUCGUGAGAUGGAGGGUUCAAAGUUAGAUCAAUCGACACCAGAUGCCCAGGAGCGCAUUCCCAUCUUAAAGGGUACAGGCGUCGAAGAGGUUGACAACGGCACCUAUCCACUGUAUCGUGUUUUCGUUACCAGUUUUCAAUUCCUAGGGGAAAGAAGUGCCGUAGCAUCCCUUAGGCUGUGGCAGGAGUAUAUUGACGGAGUGCCUGGCCAGGAAAAGAUCAUAACCUGGUGA
This is a messenger RNA of Clonostachys byssicola, 1590 nucleotides long. The record is from the annotation of a GenBank genome assembly. NCBI's taxonomy places the organism in Eukaryota, Fungi, Ascomycota, Sordariomycetes, Hypocreales, Bionectriaceae.